AUGAACAUUUUUCGGUUUUGCGGGGACAUGCUCCACUUGUUGAGCAUCUUUCUCCUCGUCCUCAAACUGCAGAAGUCGAAGAGCUGUAUUGGUAUAUCGUGUAAGAUGCAAGAGAUGUACGCCAUGGUCUUCAUCUUCCGAUACAUCGACCUCCUCUGGCUGUACGUGAGCCUUUAUAAUAGUGUGAUGAAAUUGGUCUUCAUUACUCUUACAUUGCAUCUGGUUUACACUAUGAAAUUCAAACGAGGACCUGUUAAACAGACGUAUGAUGCUGCUGCUGAUAACUUCAACUAUGUCAAGUGGCUGCUUCCUCCGUGUAUCAUCCUUACUCUCAUCACUACUGCCGAUUACUCUAUUGCUGAGAUACUAUGGACCAUGUCGAUUUGGAUUGAGGCAGUUGCCAUUUUGCCGCAAUUGUCACUGUUGCAGCGCCAGAGGGAGGUAGAAAAUUUGACGAGUAACUUCGUAUUCGCCAUGGGAGCGUAUAGAGGCUUCUACAUAAUCAACUGGAUUUACCGCUACUUCACAGAGGGAUAUGUGAAUUGGGUCGGCUGGGUCGGAGGAGCCAUCCAAGUGGCAUUGUACUGUGACUUUUUCUACUAUUUUGCAAUGAGCAAGUGGUAUGGCCAGAAGCUCAUCCUGCCCAUGGCUGAGUAGGAGGCAGCAAAAGACUGAUAUAGGCUGGCUCAUCGAGGCUUGAUGAUACUCCCUUGCUGAUAGUGAUGUCGAAGCCGUUUGGAGAGGACUGUGAUUGCUUGUGAUGCUCGCGGCCUCUUUUGCUAGUCCUGUAUCAUUGUAAA
This is a messenger RNA of Perkinsus marinus ATCC 50983, 800 nucleotides long. RefSeq names its product endoplasmic reticulum retention receptor, putative. The coding region runs from base 1 to 657 and encodes 218 amino acids. Lineage: Eukaryota; Perkinsozoa; Perkinsida; Perkinsidae. Gene Ontology annotation, biological process: protein retention in ER lumen; endoplasmic reticulum to Golgi vesicle-mediated transport. Gene Ontology annotation, molecular function: ER lumen protein retrieval receptor activity. The record is from RefSeq and is a predicted model, not a curated record. The transcript is spliced from 9 exons. Gene Ontology annotation, cellular component: membrane; endoplasmic reticulum; cis-Golgi network.